Messenger RNA from Drosophila montana, 1560 nucleotides. It is a transcript of the gene Mip, whose product is annotated as Myoinhibiting peptide precursor. The coding region runs from base 213 to 971 and encodes 252 amino acids. The transcript is spliced from 2 exons. Lineage: Eukaryota; Metazoa; Arthropoda; Insecta; Diptera; Drosophilidae. The record is from RefSeq and is a predicted model, not a curated record.
CAACAGGUUUGCGCAGACAUCCCGGCCAGAACAGUAGCUAGCAAAGCACAAGAGUUCGCUGCCGCAGUCCGUUGCAGUCGGCCUAUUUGUGCACUAAUUGAAUUCCAACGGCACCACAAAUUUAGUUAUAAAAGUAAUUUCACGUGCAUAACUCACAAAUAUAUACAAUAUUAAAAAAAAGCAGAUACAAAUAAAAACAGGGACGCGCGCGUAUGCAGUUUCGCGAUAUAGUACUCAGCGCAGCGACCACAGAAACGGAACCAAAAGAACGUUUCCUGUUAAUCAAAUACAAUAAAAUAACUACAGACAGGAGGAUGGUUCAGUUGAAGAGCUGCGUCUGUGGGACACACAGCAUGGCCCUGUUGCUGCUGCUGCUCUGGUGCCGCACCAGCUGCAGUCAGGCCUCCGCCGGCGGCGGUGGCAACAACAACAAUGAGCUGGCCGCCACAGGUCUGUCCGACCAGGUGCUGGAGCAGCUGGACGACAAUGAGCUCUACGGCAACAACAAACGCGCCUGGCAAUCGCUGCAGAGCGCCUGGGGCAAGCGCUCCAAUGAGCCGCGUCCCCUGGAAGUGGAUGAUUCCAUAUAUAUGACGGGACACUUUGUGCCGCUGGUCAUAACCGACGGCACCAACACCAUCGACUGGAACACCUUUGAGCGUCUGGCCAGUGGCAACCAGGAGCAGCAGCAGCAGCAACAGCAGCAGCAGCGGCCGCAGCAGCAACAGCAGCCGGCACAGUCCAAUGAGGAGUCGGAGGAUCUGAGCGCUGAGAACACAAUCGAUAAGCGCGCCUGGAAGAACAUGAACGUGGCCUGGGGCAAGCGACGACAGGCGCAGGGCUGGAACAAGUUCCGUGGUGCCUGGGGCAAGCGCGAGCCCACCUGGAACAAUCUGAAGGGCAUGUGGGGCAAGCGCGAUCAAUGGCAGAAGCUGCACGCGGGCUGGGGCAAGCGCUCGCUGGCCAACUAAGUUCCGAUCUACGUAGACAGUCGAUAUAAACAAAUAGAAACAUGGAGACAGACAAACAAACAUUAAAUAUGAUAUAACUAGCAAAACCUAACUGUGUAUAACAAUAUAAAUCCAUAUAUACAUAUAUAUAUAUAUAAACGAACUAGUACGUGCAACUCUUUUCCCAUUGAGAUUCUCGAUGUUCUAAGAUCCUUGUGGAGUGGAAGUGGAGCUCAAUUCCGAAAAUGUAUGAAAGCGCUCGCCAGCAACAAAAACAAAUACGAUACAAAAUCAAAAACUAAUUACAAAUAAACUAAUAAUGAAAGCAUUUGAAAUUUGCAUAUAUACUUGUGUAUUUAAAUAUGUGUUUUCGGUAGCCCAGUAUUAUAAACAUAAUCAAGCAUGAACUAUUAUAUACUAACCGAGCACCCCGAGCUAGUAAGUAUAUAGAGAGAUCCGUGCAAUACGCAUUAAAUUCUAGAAAACUUAAAUUUAGUUUAUCGAAUUGUGCAUAUUUUUUAAAUACGUAUACAUACCAAAGCAUACCAAAUGGCAAUUACUAUAUAUAUAAAUCCAAUUAUCAAAAUAAAUUAAACAAAAUCAUUCAAUU